AUGACUGAUGAGGACGAUAUUGGAUUCGAAAUUCAUUAUGACAAAACUGGAGCUUGCGAUAAGCUAACUGAAAUGGAAACUGUCUAUCCGUACAUCCGUUUGGAGUGUACCAAUGUUCCAAUCACAGGACAUUUGGAUGUCACUGAUCUUGGAAAUUAUGUCCUUGAAUUUGACAACUACUACUCGUGGUUCUCAGCUAAACAACUUCGCUACAACAUCGAAAUUGAGGAUUUGUAA
Molecule: messenger RNA, 237 nt
Organism: Caenorhabditis briggsae
Lineage: Eukaryota; Metazoa; Nematoda; Chromadorea; Rhabditida; Rhabditidae
Exons: 2
Coding region: 1-237 (78 amino acids)
Cellular component (GO): cytoplasm
Source: RefSeq, a predicted model, not a curated record